Molecule: messenger RNA, 2081 nt
Organism: Nelumbo nucifera (sacred lotus)
Lineage: Eukaryota; Viridiplantae; Streptophyta; Magnoliopsida; Proteales; Nelumbonaceae
Gene: ATCS
Product: Citrate synthase family protein
Biological process (GO): tricarboxylic acid cycle; carbohydrate metabolic process; citrate metabolic process
Cellular component (GO): mitochondrial matrix
Source: RefSeq, a predicted model, not a curated record
CGUGGAAUGCUGGUUUAUAUUUGGAAACUUAUCAGAAUUAGCUACCCAAUUUGCCCAUUUAUUUGUUUUAAUUUUCACAUUUCCCUCAAACUAAAUGUAUCCGAAUGACAUGAGACUUAAGUAAGUAACCCUAGUACCCUAAUUGGGACCGGCCUUAUACGAGGUUACUUUCGAUAUUACAAAUAUGAAUGAGGGGUAAAAGUGACAUUUUAAUCACGGACAUUUUUCCGCUUGACUCUGCCUGUUUUUAUUUUCCUCUGCAAUUCGUUUGGUUUCUGUAUCUGCCAUUCUCGGGGAGGUUGUUCGCUGCUUUUGCUUUUUCUCUCUGCAAUUCGUUCGCGGGCUCUCCUUCGUUGGUUUAUUGGAAUUUUUCUGAGCAAUGGUUUUCCUCCGAAGCGUUUCUGCUCUUUCAAGGCUCCGAUCUCGUCUCGUUCAACAAUCUGGUCUCAAUGGUUCUGUUAGAUGGCUGCAAAGUUCUUCAGAGACCGAUCUUCAUUCUCAAUUGAAGGAAUUGAUUCCAGAACAGCAGGAGCGACUGAAAAAGCUGAAAGCAGAAUGUGGGAAGGUUCAGCUUGGGAACAUUACAGUUGACAUGGUAAUUGGUGGAAUGAGAGGAAUGACAGGAAUGCUUUGGGAAACCUCUUUACUUGACCCAGAUGAGGGAAUUCGCUUUAGGGGUCUAUCUAUUCCUGAAUGCCAGAAAUUAUUACCAGCUGCAAAUCCUGGGGGAGAGCCUUUGCCUGAGGGCCUCCUGUGGCUUCUUCUAACUGGAAAGGUACCAAGCAAAGAUCAAGUAGCUGCACUAUCCAAGGAACUGCGAGCUCGUGCUACUGUUCCAGAUCAUGUAUAUAAGGUCAUUGACGCUCUUCCUGUGACUGCUCAUCCUAUGACUCAAUUCGCUACAGGUGUUAUGGGACUUCAGGUUCACAGUGAAUUUCAGAAGGCAUAUGAGAAAGGGGUUUCAAAGUCAAAAUUCUGGGAGCCUACUUACGAGGACUCUCUCAAUUUGAUUGCUAAAGUUCCACUUAUAGCUGCUUAUGUUUAUCGAAGAGCUUACAAGGAUGGGAAAGUUAUACCCGUGGAUCAUUCUUUGGAUUAUGGUGGGAACUUUUCUCACAUGCUUGGGUUUGAUGAUCCCAAAAUGCAAGAGCUGAUGAGACUAUAUGUCACCAUCCAUAGUGACCAUGAAGGUGGAAACGUUAGUGCACAUACUGCUCAUCUUGUUGGUAGUGCCCUUUCAGAUCCUUACCUUUCAUUUGCAGCUGCAUUAAAUGGUUUAGCUGGGCCUCUCCAUGGCUUGGCCAAUCAGGAAGUUUUACUAUGGAUCAAAUCUGUUGUAGAUGAAUGUGGGGAAAACAUAACCACUGACCAGUUAAAGGAUUACGUCUGGAAAACAUUAAAUAGCGGCAAGGUUGUUCCUGGGUAUGGGCAUGGAGUUCUGCGUAAAACAGAUCCAAGAUACACAUGCCAGAGGGAGUUUGCAUUGAAGCACUUGCCUGAUGAUCCACUGUUCCAGCUGGUUUCCAAGCUUUAUGAAGUUGUGCCUCCCAUACUCACUCAGCUAGGCAAGGUUAAGAAUCCCUGGCCCAAUGUUGAUGCUCACAGUGGUGUGCUGUUGAACCAUUUUGGGUUAACUGAAGCAAGGUAUUAUACUGUUCUUUUCGGUGUCUCAAGAAGCAUUGGAAUCUGCUCUCAGAUUAUAUGGGAUCGGGCCCUUGGCUUGCCGCUUGAAAGGCCAAAAAGUGUUACGAUGGAAUGGCUUGAGAAGCACUGCAAGAAGGCAGCAUAACUCCAUGUUGUGUAGCGGUAUUUGAAUUUUUUUUUUCUCAGUAAUAAUUGAUGAAAGGGAAUGGCCAUCUUUUCAUUCUCUUUCUUUCCUUUACAUCUUUUCAUCUUUUUUCCUGUAUGGUUUUUGGGGUAGGGCUGGGAGUGUAAUUCAGGAAUUUGAGCUUUAUCUUGUGGUUACUCCAAACUUCGAGCUUUUGGAGUUGCCUUCUCCAAAUUUUAAAGGCAAUAUACUCAUCUGCUCUCAUAUUGUUAAAUCAAAACUGAAUGAGUAGAAAUUGGCUUUUGAGGUCUCA